Pristis pectinata (smalltooth sawfish) is the source of this 6578-nucleotide messenger RNA. RefSeq lists its product as uncharacterized. The coding region runs from base 255 to 1514 and encodes 419 amino acids. The transcript has 2 exons. The record is from RefSeq and is a predicted model, not a curated record. Gene Ontology annotation, molecular function: protein binding. NCBI's taxonomy places the organism in Eukaryota, Metazoa, Chordata, Chondrichthyes, Rhinopristiformes, Pristidae. Gene Ontology annotation, cellular component: extracellular matrix.
UCAGUGCGUUUGCUCCAGUGUGUUUCUUACCUGGUCACUUUCAAAGGAGUGCCAGAGAGGAGAGCAACUGCGCCGAACUCUCUAUAUAUCCUUCAACUUCUCAUGACCGACACACCCACAACAACUGAUCAGGAAAUGCAUCGGAAUAUAUAUUUAAUGCACAACACUGUUUUAAAUCAGGAUGUGAAGCCCCAACCAAUGGAGUAAGAACUAUUCUGUUUGUAACGAGACUGCUUCCUUGUAAAUCUGCAGGAAUGGGAGAAACCGGCAGAAACUCUAAAGGUACAAAAUCAUGGAAAUUGCUCCAGCAGUGGAUUUUACUCCUGGCAUCAAUUUACAGUCACGGGGCUAUAAAUGAGGCCUGUAAAUGUGAUGGCCAUCUUGAUUUCAGGACAUUUAACUUUAGCUAUGCAAGACAACAAUGUUGCUUAAACUUCACUGGUUCUUCCAUUGGUGCCCUUCAGUGGAAUGCCUUCACCGGCCUGACAGGACUGACGGUUCUCGACCUGUCAAGUUGUAACAUAUCUGACAUCUUGGAUACGGAUGCAAAUCCGAGAUCUCUGGAGAUCCUAUACCUGGAUCGCAAUUACUUAGAGCAAUUACCUUCUAACUUCCUAACAAAUGCAACCAAUUUAAAGGUCCUUCACCUGGAGGAAAACAAUCUUCAAGAAUUACCAGAGGACAUUUUAGGUGCAUCAGACCAAAUCCAGGAGCUAUACUUGGAUUCCAAUAAUCUAAUUUCUAUUCCUCCCAAUGUCUUUAAACCAAGCCUUGAAAAAUUGUCUCUUUUCAAUAAUACUUUGCAGUGUACAUGUGCCUUGUAUGAUGCAUUGGCAAAAUACAAUUCAAGUGUCAUUAGAUCGGAAAAUGGGCCCAUGUGCUACACCACUAAGCACCCAAAAGGUCUGAAUAUCAUAGACAUUCAUCGCUCAGAUAUCUGCAGGUCCCAUGGCCUUACUGCUCUCUUCAUUUGCCUCCCUUUAAUCUUGAUUCUUGCUCUAGUAUUGGGCUACUUCUGCUGUAGAAGAAGAAGAUCUGAUUUUAAAGCAAUUAGACAAGACAAUCACAUUUGCACUGUGGAGAAGUCUGGCUUUACAAACCUGGAGGACCAUCACUACAUAACAUGCAGGACCCCAGAGCCAACUCCCACCCUCACGGGACAUGAGAACAGCAUACUUGCCAGAAACCAGCUCAUGAUACGUCCCUCAGCAGCGUUGCUGGGGAGUAACCGUGACUUGUACGAGGAAGUGGAGAUAAAGCUUGGUGGUUCUGUUGACUCCAUUACACUUGCUGAUGACAUCUACCUUAAUAUGUCUACUAAUAAAUCAGAAGAAGAUGAAGUAGUUGAGGAAGUCCAUACACAACCAGAACUGGUGAGUGUGACAGAGGAGCUACAAGAGAUGGAUCGGCAAAGGCUCUACAUGAAUAAAUCAGCAAACUACUAUAAUCUAGUUCCUGGUAUUGAAUUAGAUGACUCUGAUCAUGGCGAAUAUGAAAAUAUUGACUUAUCUUAAUGAUAUAGGGUCAUUUGUAAAACAAACUGCUCAAAAUCUAAAUCAAAAUGGAUGCAGUAUGGGAAACUGCAGAAAGGUGGUGAAGAUGGACAGAGAAUUUUUUGUUUACCACAGAUGUGCAUUGAAGAAUAAGAAAAAUAGAAUACUUGAUUGAAAUGGAAACACUACUGAGGAUAAAAUGCAGGCUUACAUUGGGGUUAUGAAGCUCUGCUUUAUCACCGUCCUUCAACAUAUGGGAUGUCAAAGCCAAGAUCCCAGCUCAGUUAAAUUUAGAGAUGAAAUCCAUCAUCAGUUUCUGGUGAUGAUAAUCUAAACUCCUGGAGGUAAAUGCAGAGAUGAUUUAGUGGAGUAAGAGAGGAGAGAGAUAAGAUCCAACUUGGUCCCAAUAGUAUCAUUUUCUUUUCAAGGACAAUCCAGUAUCAAAAUAAGGGCCAAUUCUAAAAAAAAAUGCACCUGUUGUUAAGAAAUACUCUAGUAGUCUCAUCUGGGAAUCUGAAAGUAUAGCAUCAGAUUUACUCUACUUACCAGUGGGAAAUGGGUGAGUCUGGCUUAGAUGAAUGAAAUUAUGAAAUUAAUAGAGAAUGAUUUAGACUGGACAUAAAAUGUGCUUCCAAUUUGAAACAACGCCUAACUCACCAGAAGAGUACAAUCAAAGCUCAAACAUUUGAUCUAAUAUAUCUAAUUAUAUCUAUAUCUAAUUUUAGCAGUUGAAUGUUAAAUUCAAUUAAUCAGGAUGCAGAGAUUGGUUAUAUCAUGGUUUCACAAUAUCUGAUCUUUCUCAAUCUAUCUCGCUAUACUGGAUGGGUGGGUGAGACAGCCAGCUUUACAAGUUCAUUGAAAUUUUUGGAAUAGCCUCCUGGCAGCUCUUGGAUUUAUUUUGCAUGUUUCAUGAAUAAAUGUAUUUACAGUGCAUUCCUAUUCAGUACUUCAUCCAAGUGGUAAUAUGAAAGGGUGUCAUAUUGGCCAACAAAGUGCUUAAGUGAGGAAGUAUAUGGGCUGCAAGGCCCUUAGCAGUCUUUCCCCAAUCCCCAACCAUGUAAUGAUAAGACAUUUCUCCCCUACCCAGAACAGGUGGGAAACAAGCUAGGGUCCAGUUACCAGCCUUUCACCUGUGCCUGCCGCCACCUAUACACCACCCAUAAACAGUUAUAAGGAGGUGGUGGUAGAUCCCUCGGCAGGUCUGUAGAUACCACUUUGAAGGAUCUGUUGGUGCCUCUACUGGACCUCCCUAAGGCUUAUUUUUGUUGGUUGCAACCUCACAGUAGCAUUUCGUGAAUUCUUUAACAUGCCAGCUGUAGACCUUCCGGGAACCCAUCCAAUGCACUGAACGAGGGAUUCUGCUAGGAGCAACGCCUCCACCAUCUUAUAAAAAAAAUCACCUGCAUUUUGCCUUGGACAUUGAAUGAGGAAUUCUGCCACAGCCUGUCCUGCACCCUGGAAAUGAGAUUUCCCUGCAAUCCAGAUGACCCUUGUCCUGUGGUGGAGUCAUAGCAACAUCUGGAAGUCGCUCCCCAACACCCUGAGAACAGGAAAGGUAAAAUCCACUCUUGAAAAUCAGAAAAAUACUCAACCAUGGACUCAACGCUCCCGAGCCCAAUUCUGACUUCACAAUAUCCACAAGCUUCCCUACAGGAUUACUAAGAUAGACAUAAUGAGUGAACUUUGCCAUUUGUUAUGCUUCUUAGCUGGGCAAUAACAAGCUCAAGUGUGACACUCUACUCCCGUUCCAGUUGAGCUCAGUACUAAUCAAAGUUUAAAACUUUUACCCCUUUUCUAUGGCACUUCUACAUUCCGAGCCAGCCUUAGGAAAUAGUUUUACAUAAAAUCAGAACAAGUCAUGCUAACUUGACACUUUUGAGACACCAUUAUUUGCCCCCACAACAAUGGUGUGGGAAAGUGGGCAAACUGUCACCUCUCUCACAGUUACUUCAAACAACAGUGGAAGAGCCCGUUUAGUGCUAGAUUGUAAUCUGCAAGUGCUACACUUGUAUACAGCUUGAAUUGUUUUGAAUAAUUUGUUCCUUAAUGUUUUCAUAAACCAGUAUUUCUUUAUGAUUUUUAAGUAAGAGUACUAUAGCUCGCAUUAAUAAUUACUCUAAAAAUAGAACUUUUGUAGCCUCUGGCCUUCGGAGCAUUAUUUUAUGUAUUAAGGCAAUUGAUCAUAAUCAAGUGGCCAGCCUCAAAAUUGCUAUACCAAGUGCUUGAGUGGUCCUUCAUGAAGAGAUAUAAUAUUAUUAAGUCAAAGUCCUACCAUUUGGGUCCUUCCAGAGCUAAAAGGAAAGAAAAUAUCUAAAUAACCGUAAUUUCAAUUUGAUGUGUCUUUCAAUCUACUGUUUGUUUUUCACUCAGGAAUAUGAACCAUGGACAAUCUGGGCAGUACAACUCUAAGGGUCAGCCUCAGUAUCUUAUUGUCUCAUUUUUGUAGUGCUCCCAAGCAUGCUGCUAAUGAUGGGACAGAAAUUGUUUCUGCCCAAAAUAAGGGGAAGAGGGUCUAUAAUCAGCCCUUUGGGGAACAAAAACUGUGCCUUCUAAUGUUAAUGUAAUGGUAGAUUAGAUUAAAAAUAACCCUAUUUAAUCUAUCAUCUUCCUCACUCACAAAAUCAUUGUUACAUAUGUCAUAAAACUGUUACAUUUGAAAUAUUGUUUCAAUAACACAAACUUCCAGCUGCGUCUUUCAUAUUUCCUUUCAGUCUCAUGAAUAAUUUUAUAAAUAGAAUUUUGUGAUGAAAUUUCUUUCCUUAUUCCAGUCUGAUAUCGCACUUGGAAAAUAAUCUGGUAUCAUUGAUGAACCAAUGCCUUUGCUCAAAAAAAAGUAAGCUUCAGCAUUUGACACUGCCUGAAUAUUCCAGACUUAAAAUUUACCAUCUCUGCUAUUGAUAAUCUGAUCAACGGUGAGACUGAUUUCUGUAACAAUAUUGAUUUCAUGAUGUCUGACUGCAAAGACCUUUUGAGGAGACUGCUGUAUUUCUUGCCUUGCUCUAUUGCAGCCAUCAGAGAUUAGUGCCUGUUGAUGAUAAUGACCCUAUUUUCCUGGUUAACCCCGGUGUACAAGCUGCUGGGCAGAAGGCAGUCUGGAGAUGAGAAAAGAGCAAACUUCCUCUUUGAUUCCAGCCCUCUCAGAAGCCUAGUGCACACGAACCAAUUCAAAGUCUGUAACUUGUGGUAGCUGUGCCUUCAAUGGUUUUUGUUUUGUCCAUUCAUCACCCAGAAGUCUGAAAAGCCCAUGGAUAUUUAGGAACUCAGACCUGAGAUACAGAACAGAGAAGUGCCAUAAGUUGAAUCCUGAUUGACAGUGGAAAGAUUGUGUAGGGUUGUGCCAGUCAUACACAGGGGCUGACAGCUUUGGAACAGCAAACUAAACUACAACAACAGGAAGAGAAGACACAAGAUCAAAAAUAAUAAAUGACUGAAAUAAAACUACACUAUGCUGGAAAUAUUUAGCAGGUAUCAGGAGACAUCAGGGCAGAGAGAAAAAGUCAACAUUUCAUGUUAGUGACCUUUCUGCAGAAGUGCUAAGGAUUUCCAGCUUUUCCUGUUUUUAAAUCAGAUUUCCAACAUCUGCAAAGUCUUUAAUUUUAGUCAAAAGACCAAUACCUUACUGCAAUUAUAUGGGGCCUUAUGAGAUUCCUAUUGAAUAUUGUGUACGUGUUUGUCUCCCUACUAGAGAAAGGAUAUACUUGGGAUUUUAAAAAAAAAGCAAAGUGAAGUUUUGCCAGGUUGAUUCCUAGGAUGGGAUGGUUGACCUCUGAGGAGAAGCUGAAUAAUAUGAUACUCUCUGAAGGUUGAAACUAAAAGAGGUGAUCUCAUUAAAACAUAUUAAAAGAUUGGGUAAUUGCAGGAAAGAUGUUUUCUGUGGUUGGUGAUGUCUUGAACCAAGGUCACAGUCUAAAAAUAAAGGGUUGUCCGUUAAGGACUGAAUUGAACGGAAAAUUCUUCAUCAAGCAGGUGAUGAAUCUUUGGAAUUGUCUACAAAAGGGGGCUGUAAAGGCUCGGUUGUUGAAUUUUUGGAUAUGGAGUGAAGGCACUUGGUUAGAAGAUUAACCAUAACCCUAUUGAAGUGUAGAGAAGGCACAAGGGGCUGAGUGGCCCAUUCCCCUUUCAAUUUCCUUUGUUUUUAUGUCAGGCAAAGUCUUGAAGAGAAAUGUGGUCAAUAUGAGGAAUGGUAUUCUGGUCACUGCAGUGAAGACAUAAACUGUAGAAUCAUUAGAUGGCAAUGGGACUGUGUAGACAUUUGGACCAAAAUGAGGCUAUUUACCUGACUCUGUGAAAUACAAAUUCCAAAGAUGAGCAGACUUAAGGUAAGGAAUCAAGAAGAAAAAGGGAAAAAUAAAGCACCUUUGACAUAAAGAAUGUUAAGUACUUUAAAGCACAAUCAUAACACAGAAGAAUUCCUGCAAACAAAAAUGCAAACAAAUAAGAAUACAUGGAAAGAAUAGAGAUUGCCAAUGACACUCAUGCUCCCUAAUGAAUAUAAAAACAAAGUCUGAUUGAUAAAAAAUUCGGUUUGAGAUUUGGGAUAUGUAAUAUUGUGCUUCUUUAACUGGAAAUAUUACAAAGUACUUUAACACACUCCCUGCGAAAUGUUCUAUGUUCCCACAGGAUGUAUGUGCAAAUUAUGGGAUGUAGGUUAAACUGAGUUGGCUCUCAAUCAGAGGUCUGAAACACCACGCUGAACAAGUUUUCUAGCUUUUCCCAGGAGUCUGGACAUUCCUGAACCAUGGGGGCCUUUCAGAUGCUAAGAUCAAGAUCAGAGCUGAAUUUGUCUUCCCUUGCAAAUGCAGAUGAUACAAAAUACCUUUCCCCUAUUAAUAUUCUAUAUUUUAGUAAUGUCAUUCCAAAUAUCAGAGUCAAGAAAUACUCAGCAAACGGUUCAAUAGAUAAAUGAAACAAUGGGAAAUGAGCCACUGCACUAAUUGAUUUAUGAAUGAGGGUGUGUCCUUUGUAGUGAUGACCAUUGGUUACACCUUAACUCCUAUAUUACAUUUAUUUGUUCAAUGAUGUGUAAUUAUUAUAUAAUGAUGUUCUUUUUGAUAGCAGGAGAAUAAUUAAAAUAGUCUGGUUCAA